CUUCCAGAGCAUUCCUGUUAAGGUUGCUUUCAUAAAGACAUGACCACACAGUACGGUAUUCUCUUCAAGCAAGAGCAAGCUCAUGAUGAUGCCAUUUGGUCAGUUGCCUGGGGAAAAAGUAAAAAAGAUGGUUCUGAAACAGUGAUCUCUGGUUCUUUGGAUGACCUAGUGAAGGUCUGGAAGUGGAAUGACGAAAAGUUGGAUCUGCAGUGGACUUUGGAGGGUCACCAGCUGGGCGUGGUGUCUGUGGAUAUCAGCCACACAGGCUCCAUUGCAGCAUCUAGCUCCCUCGAUGCCCAUAUUCGCCUCUGGGAUUUAGAAACUGGCAAACAGAUCAAGUCAAUAGAUGCUGGCCCUGUUGAUGCUUGGUCCUUGGCUUUUUCACCUGAUUCCCAGUACCUUGCAACAGGAAGUCACGUGGGAAAAGUAAACAUUUUUGGUGUUGAAACUGGAAAGAAAGAAUAUUCUUUGGACACCAGAGGAAAGUUCAUCCUUAGCAUUGCAUAUAGUCCAGAUGGAAAAUACUUAGCCAGUGGAGCGAUAGAUGGCAUUAUCAAUAUUUUUGAUAUUGCAACUGGAAAACUUCUGCAUACGUUAGAAGGUCACGCGAUGCCUAUUCGGUCACUGACGUUUUCUCCAGAUUCUCAGUUACUUGUAACUGCUUCAGAUGACGGCUAUAUCAAAAUUUACGAUGUGCAACACGCAAACUUGGCUGGUACAUUAAGUGGUCAUGGAUCCUGGGUAUUAAAUGUAGCGUUUUGUCCUGAUGAUACCCAUUUUGUUUCCAGUUCAUCUGAUAAAAGCGUAAAAGUUUGGGAUGCUGGGACGAGAACCUGUGUUCACACUUUCUUUGACCACCAAGAUCAGGUUUGGGGAGUGAAAUACAAUGGAAGUGGGUCCAAAAUUGUAUCUGUUGGAGAUGACCAAGAAAUUCAUAUUUAUGACUGUCCCGUUUAAACAUCAUGACUUGAACCCUUUGGUUAACUCUUUUCGGCAGUUUUUAGGAAAACUACUGGCCUAUGUAAUUUUUUUUAGUACAAUAAAAGCAUUUUAGUAAUGGUGAUCUGCACAGUCAGAUAUGUUUAUAUGUAAUUUUGAUUUUGUUUAGCAUGAGAAAGCUUUACUUUUUUUAAAAUAAAAGCUACAGAUGCAA
Charadrius vociferus (killdeer) is the source of this 1153-nucleotide messenger RNA. It is a transcript of the gene SKIC8, whose product is annotated as WD repeat domain 61. Gene Ontology annotation, molecular function: protein binding. Lineage: Eukaryota; Metazoa; Chordata; Aves; Charadriiformes; Charadriidae. Gene Ontology annotation, cellular component: Cdc73/Paf1 complex. The record is from RefSeq and is a predicted model, not a curated record. The transcript is spliced from 10 exons. Bases 40 to 957 code for a protein of 305 amino acids.